Molecule: messenger RNA, 15329 nt
Organism: Mugil cephalus (flathead mullet)
Lineage: Eukaryota; Metazoa; Chordata; Actinopteri; Mugiliformes; Mugilidae
Gene: ank2b
Product: ankyrin 2b, neuronal
Exons: 52
Coding region: 2677-13206 (3509 amino acids)
Biological process (GO): regulation of cardiac muscle contraction; protein localization to T-tubule; signal transduction
Cellular component (GO): T-tubule
Molecular function (GO): protein binding
Source: RefSeq, a predicted model, not a curated record
AUGUUUUGUUUUUGCCCAGAUUGGCUCCUAUAAGUCUGUGGGAGGUAAAAAUGCUGCCAGUGAAUUGAGCUUAUUUAUUGGUUUUUCAGCUAAAGCUAAUUCAUAUGAAUCUGACCUGAGCUACUUCAACGCGCCUUCUUUCCAAAUCCUCCUACUCCUUUGGUUUUGGCUAAUCGUCGGGUUUAGCUUCACACCAGACGACGAGUGACUUCUGUGGCUUCAGUUCCUUCCGUUUUCUGAGUUUUGCUCAUUUGCUUUGGCGCUUGUAUUUCUACCUGAAGGCCACGCCUUCCAGCUAAAGGAAAACCGAAAUCUUGACUAGAAAUUGACCUAUUUGAUUGAACUGGCCCUUUUAGCUGCAUCCUCAAGACACUUUAGACCCACUUUUGAGGCUCUAUGAAUAACAAAUCUUUUUUCUUUUUUUCAUCGAUGCCUGUAAAGAUCAUUGCAUCAUAUCUGGGCCACUGUUUAAUAAACUCUGGAGGGACCACUGCGGGACUGAAUGACACCAAGGCUGCGUCAGCGUAACCUCAGAUGCAUGGUGUAUGAUGCAACAAACCUCAUAAACCCUGUAAAUCCCCUGGUGCGCCAGGAUUGUGAUUUUUGAUUAACAGGUUGGCUCAGUGCUAAUCUGCUCCUCAGAUAUGGACGACAAUGCAGCCUCCACCCAGCGCUUACAGGCAUCUGAAACCUUCCAGCGGACUGGAGCAGCUCCAGUGGUUGUUUUACAGGGUGAUAAAACCGAGAGAGCAUGUCCAACAGCAUCUACUGACAUUUUGAAACACAAUAAUCGUAAUCUAGUAUGAGUAGUUCAUUGUGUUUGUAAUAUACAAUCUUGGCGUAGAGCAAUGGGAUUGAAAAGUUACAGAGAAUCUAUUUUCUGCCAAAUGAACUGUUCCUUUUUUUACCUAAAAGAUUAGUUAUUUGUGACCACAGACUGUUAACUUCUUGCACAGCUGCAUCAGUUUCCUCUUGACUUCAGUUCUCUCUCUCUUAAAUGUAGCUCGAUAUCUAAAGGACUAUGUAAGGGGAUGACUUCUGAGAACCUGUCUGUUUCCAAAACCGAUAACAAAGUGUUCACGAAUACAUUUGUACACCAGCGUGACAAGGAGGUUGACCGCUUGAGGUCGGCAAAAGCUGGACAUUUAAGAGUUAAGUUAAUUUUUAAAGGCCUAAGGACAGUAAACCAGUCUGAACCAGACGUUCGUCAGUGUCUGGUCCAAAUAUUUGUACGUGGACUCAUUGCAAAGACUGUGGCACACCUAAUCACAACCCUAAACCUAAACCUAACCCUCUUCAUACUUUUAGUGUGAGUUAAUCAUUCAAAAAAAAGGGUUAAAUAAUUAACAUGGAGCCCUAGGACUGGCUAGGAAGCUAGGGAGAGAUGCUAACCUUACAGUUGGGUGGCUCACCAGUGCAUCCAUUCUGAACUACCAGUCAAGAGUUUGGACACCUGUAACCCCUAAUCUAACCCUAGCCAUAGCCAUAGCCAUAGCCAUAACCAUAGCAUAGCCAUAGCCCUAACCCUAGCCAUAGCCAUAGCCAUAGCCCUAACCCUAGCCAUAGCCAUAACUGUAACCCUAACCCUAGUCCGAACUCGUUAUUGUGAAAAUAUUUCCAUAUGAGAAAAUCUAAAUGAGAUGGAGAUGGAAAACACUCUUUACUUGGGCGUUGGUUUGCUUUCACCACAUCCUAAAACUGCCAUCAAAGAUGCGACUGUUGGCAACCUUGGACAUAAACCUAGUGUCCACUGAGAAACCUAGUGUCCGUCCUUGAGUAGGAAGUUACAAAGCACUUGUUAGCGCAUGCAAGAGAUGAUUAGCGGUCACACUGCUAGUAUUAGCAUCUGGGAGCUCACAGAGAGCGGCCACUAGCAUUUCCCGCUUUUCCGCAUUAACCACGACCAGACAACAACAACACAAGAAAAAGGUGAUGAGUCGAGAAUUCCCAACCAACAACGCAGUAUGUAAGAGCCUUGCUACCGUUGAAAGCGGCACGUUUACACAAGCACACUUUGGAUUACCGUAAUUACAUCAUGGUUUCUGAAAGUUGAGACGUUGCACUUUACAGCCAAUAUAGUGUCAUUACGGUAGUUUUGCUGGAGUCUCUCCCAGAUGGUUAUUACACUUAUGAAAUGAAGGAAAGUGUGAGUAAGUGCUGGGUGUUAGAAGUUGCAGGUAUUCUGGAGGAAGAAAUUGGUCAAAAGCACUUACUAACGCGACAUUUUCUGACACUUACGAAAAAAAAAGUCCAGUAAUAAAGGUAUUUUCAACUUCCUGAGCAGCGAAACGCAACUGAUAACGAUCCAACCUGUAACUCAGGGUAGUGGGAGUGUGUGAGUGACAAUGCAGCAGGUUGUGUUGUGGUAGUGGCUUGUCCACCCUUCAUUGUCCCUUUAUCGUCACAUUCUGAUUCUAGGUCAGUAGAAAAGACUCCUCUAUUUUUGUCCACGUAAUCCCUCCUAAGAAUGCACACACCCCUUUGCCGUGCGUGCAUCCGUGCGUCGUCUGCAGCGUGUUAAUACCUCCCGCACGUUACGCACUAAUCCACUCUGCAAGACCGUCCUGCCCGGGUCUCAUCCCCCAACACGACCGUACGCUGCGCACACGUCCACCUUGGCCCGGACAGUCGUACACACUUUGGAUAUAUUUUGUCCCUAGGGGUGUUUUGGCACCCAUGAGCACAGGGAUGGUGGUUGGAGCAACAGGCCAGUCGGACAGUAACACCAGUUUCCUGCGAGCGGCAAGGGCAGGAAACAUCGACAAAGUUUUGGAAUACCUGAAAGGGGGUGUCGACAUCAGCACCUGCAAUCAGAAUGGUCUUAAUGCACUGCACCUGGCGGCCAAGGAGGGCCACGUGGAUCUGGUCCAGGAGUUGCUGGAGAGAGGCGCGGCGGUUGAUUCGGCCACAAAGAAAGGAAACACAGCUCUUCACAUAUCGUCCCUGGCUGGUCAGGUGGAAGUGGUGAAAAUCCUGGUCAAACGAGGAGCCGACAUCAACGCACAGUCUCAGAAUGGAUUCACGCCACUGUACAUGGCAGCCCAGGAGAAUCACCUGGACGUGGUUCGGUACUUGCUCGAGAAUGGAGGCAACCAGAGCACCGCUACUGAGGAUGGCUUCACCCCUCUGGCCAUCGCCCUCCAGCAGGGACACAACCAGGUGGUUUCUAUCUUGUUGGAGAACGACACCAAAGGCAAGGUCCGCCUGCCCGCCUUGCACAUCGCCGCCCGCAAGGACGACACGAAAUCGGCCGCCCUGCUCCUCCAGAACGACCACAACGCUGAUGUCCAGUCGAAGAUGAUGGUCAAUAGGACUACUGAGAAUGGCAAGAGCGGAUUCACCCCGUUGCAUAUCGCUGCCCACUAUGGAAACGUCAACGUGGCCACACUUCUGCUGAACCGAGGGGCAGCAGUUGACUUCACAGCGAGGAAUGGGAUCACCCCCCUGCAUGUGGCCUCUAAGCGCGGCAACACUAACAUGGUUCGCUUGUUGCUGGACCGUGGCUCUCAGAUUGACGCCAAAACAAGGGAUGGUCUGACUCCCCUACACUGUGCAGCUCGGAGUGGACACGAUACAGCUGUGGAGCUGCUGCUGGAGCGAGGAGCUCCUCUCUUGGCCAGGACCAAGAACGGGCUGUCUCCUCUCCACAUGGCGGCGCAGGGCGACCACGUCGAAUGCGUCAAACACCUCUUACAACACAAGGCUCCCGUCGACGAUGUCACUCUAGACUACCUGACAGCGCUACACGUGGCAGCUCACUGCGGUCACUACAGGGUCACCAAGCUCCUGCUGGACAAGAGGGCAAACCCCAACGCCAGGGCACUGAAUGGCUUCACUCCUCUGCACAUAGCCUGUAAGAAGAACAGGGUGAAGGUGAUGGAGCUGCUGGUCAAGUAUGGAGCCUCCAUCCAGGCCAUUACAGAGUCUGGUCUGACUCCCAUCCACGUAGCAGCCUUCAUGGGUCACCUGAACAUCGUCCUGCUCCUGCUGCAGAACGGAGCCUCGCCGGAUGUCAGCAAUAUCCGUGGGGAAACUGCGUUACACAUGGCAGCCAGGGCGGGUCAGGUGGAGGUGGUCCGAUGUCUGCUGAGGAACGGAGCGAUUGUGGACGCUCGGGCGCGGGAGGACCAGACUCCGCUUCACAUCGCGUCCCGUCUGGGAAAAACUGAGAUCGUACAGCUGCUGCUGCAGCACAUGGCCCACCCCGACGCUGCCACCACCAACGGCUACACCCCGCUUCACAUCUCCGCCAGGGAGGGGCAGGUGGAGACAGCCUCAGUCCUGCUGGAGGCUGGAGCUUCGCACUCGCUGGCAACCAAGAAGGGUUUCACUCCCCUCCAUGUGGCCUCUAAGUACGGAAGCCUGGAUGUAGCCAAGCUCCUGCUGCAGCGUCGUGCUCCUCCUGAUUCUGCUGGGAAGAACGGCCUCACCCCGCUCCAUGUCGCAGCACACUAUGAUAACCAGAAGGUGGCGCUCUUGCUUUUGGAUAAAGGGGCGUCGCCUCACACCAUGGCCAAGAACGGCUACACUCCCCUGCACAUUGCGGCUAAGAAGAACCAGAUGGAAAUCGCCACGGUGCUGCUGCAGUACGGAGCAGAGACCAACAUCCUGACCAAGCAGGGCGUCACUCCGCUCCAUCUGGCCUCGCAGGAGGGUCACGCAGACAUGGCCGCCCUUCUGAUCACCAAGGGAGCCCAGGUCAACGUUCCCACCAAGAGUGGCCUGACUGCCCUCCAUCUGGCAGCCCAGGAGGACAAAGUGGCUGUUGCCGAGAUCCUAGCCAAGAACGGAGCCAACCUCGACCAACAGACCAAAUUGGGCUACACCCCGCUAAUUGUAGCAUGUCACUACGGCAAUGCCAAGAUGGUCAAUUUCCUGCUUCAGAACAAAGCUAGCGUCAACGCCAAAACCAAGAAUGGAUACACUCCCCUUCACCAAGCAGCCCAGCAGGGAAACACACACAUCAUUAAUGUGCUCCUGCAGUACGGUGCCAAACCCAAUGCAAUCACUGUGAAUGGUAACACUGCGCUGGGCAUUGCUCGGCGGCUGGGCUACAUCUCCGUGGUGGACACGCUGAGGGUCGUCACUGAGGAGAUCAUUACGACCACGACGACCGUGACAGAGAAACACAAGCUGAACGUGCCAGAGACCAUGACGGAAGUAUUGGAUGUAUCUGAUGAAGAGGCAUGGAAAACCAUCGAUGAUGACGAAAUGUCAGAUGACCUGAUGGACGAGGAAGGCGAUGACACAAUGACAGGCGAUGGAGGGGAAUAUCUGAGGCCCGAGGACCUCAGGGAGCUGGGAGAUGACUCCCUGCCAGGACAGUAUCUGGACGGAAUGAAUUACCUCCGCUUCAGCCUGGAGGGCGGACGCACUGACAGUCGAAUGCAAAGUUCAGACAGGUCCUUCACCCCCACCCACCACGGCUACUACUCCCCUAAACAUGAAGGCAUGAUGGACGAGAUGCUCACCUGUCACCAGGUUUCCACCCUCACCAGAGAGAACGAGAGGGAUUCGUACCGGCUGAGUUGGGGCACAGACAACCUGGACAACGUGGCUUUAUCCUCCAGCCCCAUCCACUCCGGCCGUUCCUCUCCGUGCCCCGAUCAUGGAGACCACAGCAGCUUCCUGGUCAGCUUCAUGGUGGACGCCAGGGGCGGAGCCAUGCGCGGUUGCCGGCACAACGGCCUCCGCAUCAUCAUCCCGCCCAGGAAGUGCAGCGCGCCGACGCGGGUGACCUGCCGACUGGUCAAGAGGCACCGCUUGGCCACCAUGCCCCCUAUGGUUGAGGGCGAGGGCCUGGCCAGCAGACUCAUCGAGGUGGGGCCCUCUGGAGCCCAGUUCCUUGGUAAACUUCACCUACCCACUGCCCCUCCCCCUCUUAAUGAGGGAGAGAGUUUGGUUAGCAGAAUCCUCCAGCUUGGCCCGCCGGGGACAAAAUUCCUUGGUCCCGUGAUCGUGGAGAUCCCCCACUUUGCCGCCCUACGAGGGAAGGAACGAGAGCUGGUGAUCCUCAGAAGCGAGACAGGCGAGAGCUGGAAGGAGCACCACUGUGAACACACCCAGGAGGAACUCAACCAGAUACUCAACGGCAUGGACGAGGAGCUGGAUACGCCUGAGGAACUGGAGAGGAAACGCAUUUGCCGCAUCAUUACCAGAGAUUUCCCCCAAUAUUUUGCGGUUGUGUCACGCGUCAAGCAAGAUAGUCAUCUGAUUGGUCCUGAAGGAGGCAUUUUAAGUAGCACGGUUGUGCCGCAAGUACAGGCAGUGUUUCCCGAGGGAGCUCUCACUAAGAGGAUCAGGGUCGGACUGCAGGCCCAACCAGUGAAUAUAGACGUGGUGAGGAAGAUGCUAGGGAACAAAGCCACCUUCAGCCCCAUUGUCACCCUGGAGCCCCGCCGAAGAAAGUUUCAUAAACCCAUCACCAUGACCAUCCCUGUACCCAAGAGCAACUCUGACCCAGGCCUCAACGGUUUUGCCGGGGACACGCCCACCUUACGACUACUCUGUAGCAUCACCGGUGGAACAACGCCAGCCCAGUGGGAGGAUAUAACAGGGACCACUCCGUUAACAUUCAUCAAUGACUGUGUCUCCUUUACUACGAAUGUUUCUGCCAGGUUCUGGCUCAUAGACUGUCGACAAGUCCAGGAGUCCGUCAACUUCUCCACUCAGGUCUACCGAGAGAUCAUCUGUGUCCCUUACAUGGCCAAGUUUGUAAUAUUUGCCAAGACACACGACCCCAUAGAGGCCCGCCUGCGCUGCUUCUGCAUGACUGACGACAAGAUUGACAAAACUCUGGAACAGCAGGAAAAUUUCACGGAGGUGGCCCGCAGCCGAGACGUAGAGGUCCUGGAAGGAAAACCUAUCUAUGCAGACUGCUUCGGAAACCUUGUCCCCCUCACCAAAAGUGGCCAGCAUCAUCUCUUCAGCUUCUUUGCCUUUAAGGAGAACAGACUAGCACUCUUUAUCAAAAUCCGAGACAACACUCAGGAGCCAUGUGGCCGGCUGUCGUUUAUGAAAGAACCCAGGAAUUACAGGUCACUUACGCAAAAUGCCAUAUGCAACCUCAACAUCACGCUCCCAUCUUACUGUAAGGAGUCCGAUUCCGACCAAGAACAAGAGGAUGAGAUCGGCAGAACACAAGAGAAAUAUGAAGAGACGGAGACAUCAGUCCUGAAAUCAGAGCUGAUUCGAGAACCAGAUCUUCUCUCCGACGUGUCAGAGAUGAAACAAGAUUUGAUCAAAAUGACCGCUAUCUUGACUGCAGACUCGACAGAUAAAUCCCCUUCCUUAGGAGGGUGUGGCCUAGAAAAGGGGACUGAGGAGGUUUCUGGAGAACCUUUAGAAAUAAUGGAGAAAGACUUAGAAAAGGUCAAAGAGGACUUAGAGAAAGUCGGUGAGAUACUGAGGAGUGGGACAUAUGAGGGGGAGGCUGCAGAGGAGGCAGCAAAGGCAGCUAGACUGGCCGAGGAGUGGGUUCUGGUCUCAGACAGUGAGAUAGAAGAGGCCAAAAAGAUGGCAGCCUUAGAAAUUCAAGAGCCUGUCUUACGUGAAAGUAGAUCUAACAGAGGGGCUCCCAGACCUAAAGCCAUAAAGGACAGCGGUGAUCUUAAGGAAUACCUCCUGGAUGCGCCAGUAAGCUCCAAAGUAAAAGGAAAAAAAGAGCCAGUUGUCCAAGAAAGAUUCACCGAUGUUGUGCUACGUAAAAGUGCAAAACCAACCACUCCAACCAAAGUGCAUGACAAAACCGCCACUGGUGACGUUAAGAAGCCUGUCAGAAGAAAGGGGAAAGAACAGGGGCAGACUGAGGAAUCAACUGAUACAGGGGCUCUUCUAAAUGUGCCUGCACCACCUGGCCCAGCAUCACCUGUAUCCCCUGUGAUUGAAGAAACACCCAUUGGGUCAAUCAAAGACAAAGUCAAAGCCUUACAACAGAAAGUGGAGGCAGAGCAAAAGAGCAAAAAGGUCACUGGAAGCAAGCCUUCUCAUUUGCCUGUUAUGAGCAAACCCUCUGCAAAAGCCAAAGAAAGCCCUAAAACAAAACAGGGCCCCCCUAAAUCACCUAGAGCUGAAUCUGAAAAACUUGAGGAGACUAUGUCAGUUAAAGAGCUGAUGCAAGCGUUCCAAACAGGGCAGGACCCCUCAAAGAGAAAGUCUGGGCUAUUUGAGUUCAAAACAUCCUCUACUACAAAAUCGGAGAAAACCACAAAAUCUGAAACCAUCCAAUCAAAGUCCACGACCAAAGCAAUAACCUCACAUGUCUCUCAAGAGCGAGAGGUAUCCUUGGAUGCCAAACCUCGCAAGAAACAGACCACUCCCCAAGACAAAAUAAAAGAAACCAAGCCAGUGGUUGCUGCCCAGUCGGAGCUAACUGAAACUGUAGACUUUGGAAAUGGUGGCCUUGAUGAUAGCUCUGACAGCUUAAAACAUGAAGGUGUGGCAGACUCACUAAGUGCCAGUUCGGGAGAUGGAACCCCUCAUUUGAGCUCUGAGGACAGUUACAAACAUGAGGGUCUAGCCACUCCAGGCACAAGCCCUGAAAGUCUGUCUCUUUCUCCAAAAACUGGACAACAGAGCUCUACAGCUUUGGAACCAACUUCUACAACAGUCAAAAAAGAAAGUAAAGACAAAGAGAAGUCUGGAGACUCUGCUGUAGGGACCACUGGUGACCAACUGUCUACAGAGUUGACCCUCCCUGUCUCCUCCAGCGAAGCUGCUGAUGACCAGACUACAAGUGAGUCUAUAUCUGUUAGGAGGAGUGAGUCUAAGCCAUCUAAACCUCAGAAGCUUUCAAAGACAAUUUCAGAGACAAUAGAAAGUUUUCUUAGUGAUGACGAGAGCCCUGAUUGUCAGCUAGCAUUGUCUUUAGUUGGUUCUCCAGCCUUAAUAUCUUCCUCUCAGCAUCAGAAAAGCUUAGAUCUGCCUUUAAAACAAGACUCAGAUGCUCUCAGUCCAUUAGGUGACGACUCCUUGACAAUAAGCCACAGAGACUCUUUAGAGGGUAGCCCUCUCAUGGAAGAAAAUUCCUCCCAUAAGUCCCCAGACUCCAUCGAACCCAGCCCAACCAAGGAAUCACCCCCGCAUGACUCCUUAGAGAGCAGCCCCGUAGAGCAAAAAAGCCACCCAUUCCUCAAAUCAACACUAGGUCCACCUAGUAAAUCCUCUAGCCAUCCAGAGCCAUCCAAACCUGCAGAAUUCCCCCAAGAUCCUUUGCGCGGUAGGCUGCUUCGAGACCAUGAGACUAGUGCUGAUGAUGACAGUUGCGAGCAGACAUCUCAGAUGACAAGCUCCGGUAAGAGUCCCCUCUCCCCUGAUACUCCUAGUUCUGAAGAGGUAAGUUAUGAGGUAAACCCCAAACCCCCUGACCAUGCAUUCCUCUCAGUUCCGUCCAAACCGGCUGUCAUCCCUGAAGAUCCAGAAGAAGAGGAGACAGCAGACAGCUAUGAAGCUAAAAGAAAAAUCACUCCAGAGGAUGAGAUGUUUAAGAUGGCAGCCAAAAUAAAAACCUUUGAUGAAAUGGAACAAGAUGAAAAAGACAAAAAGAAGUCUAGAAAAGAUUUGUUUCCCUCAGCAGAUGGAAAAAUAGGGGAUGGCAGCUGUGACACAUUAGAGCCCACAAGUGAGAACCUUGCGCAGAGUGAAUGUGGGUUCAGUAGACCCACAGAGGAUUCAAAGUUAGCUCUUUUUGUUGAUCCCCAUAUUAAAGUACAACCUCCCUCUCCUUUUUCAGCAGGUUUGCAUGAUGGACCCAACAGCAAAGAGGUCAAGGACACAACAGCAGCCAGUGUUACUUCAGAGGGACCUCACUCUGUCUCAGACCAGCAUCAAUCAAAUUCCAAACUGAAAACUGCACAGGAAGAAACACUCGUUUCCUCUGCAAAAACUGAUAAAGACAGUAGUGCCAAAAAGGCAUCGGCAUCAUACACUGAAAACAGGACCGAUGAGCAAAAGGAGGAAAGCUUAAGGAAGUCAAAGGAAAAUGAAGGAGACAAGAAGAGUGUUCAGGAGUUAGAUGUCAGCAGGCUACAGGCUGGCAUGCUAAAAACAAGUGGCAACGUAACAGAUGAAGUAAAGGGAGAUCAACAUGCAGUAGCACCAGAGGCUGGCCUCUGUGCCCCAGCCACCACAGGUCAAACAAGGGACACGUUCAAACCAGAGGUCUGUAUCUAUGAUGAUACAGAAGAAGAUGAUGAGGGACUGGAACCUCCCAGAACUGAGUCAAAAGGUGUCACUGCAAGAGCGGACCCAGACCCGUGGUCUGCCAUGCGAGAGGAUGAUGCCACUUUUGCAGCUCGUGUGAAAGAGGAGGAACAGAAGAUACUGAAUCUAGUGGUCGACCGUCAGCCUCUGCAAGCAACUCCAGACACCACACCUGGUAGAACACCAACAGAAGAUAGCACUCCUACCAGUGAACCCAACCCUUUCCUAUUCCAAGAAGGGAAGCUCUUUGAGAUGACCCGAAGUGGUGCAAUUGACAUGACUAAAAGAAGCUAUGAGGAAGAAGGGGGUGGUUUUGCUUUUUUCCAGAUAGGUGAACAGCCUUUAGAGGAACCUGUUUUAGAGGAAGCCAGGGAAGAAGGUAGGGAAUCAGUAGCAGAAUCUGAUGUUGGCCUCAAUCUAACACUAGAGGUUAAGACUGAAGAGGAUGAGAAAUCAAAAGAGACACCUGAUUCUCAGAUUCAGUCACCCCCUGAAGGUGAUCAGCCAAGUUCUAAAGCUGACGCCUCAAAAUCUAAAAUCCCUAAAAUGGGUAUUUCAGCUUCAGCUAAACCUACAAAAAAAGACCAAACAUCCCCUGAGCUUUCAGAAACUAAAACAGACAAAAAUGAAGAAUCCUUAGAUGUAGACACAAGUUCCUCUGACCAAAUGAUAACAAAUGUACAGACAGCAGAAACUACUGUGACUAGAUCGGUUUACUCAGAGCAGGGACAGGAGUCCUCUGAUUCCUCCCCAGAGGAGCCACAGUCUGUGCUAGAAGCCCCCAAAGCACCAGGCAAGCCCAAACAAACGGCGCCAAAUAGUGUUAAAAAGACUCCAGUCAAAGCAGCUAAGUCUACACCUCAAGGUCGGGGUAAAUCUACAGUUCCUUCUCCAUCUCAUGCAACUUCCUCUUCAACCACUCUUAAAAAAGAGUCCUCCUUCACUUCUGAAUCUAAAUCUAGAAUUCCCGUCAAGGCUAGCGCUGUCAAGCCAGAUUCCACUGUCAAACGUCCCGACUCAACCCAAGACAAAAAGCUUAAGGUCCCCGUAAAAAAGGAUUUAAGGAGAAAAUCUGAGACAGACGCAGGUCCCUCUGUGGAUUUCAAAACCAAGACACCAUCUUCCAAAGCCAAGAGCUUCUGUGAGGGGGAAUCUACCAGGUCACCAGCUAAAAAAGAACAGGGUCGUCCCUUGAGUGCUGAGUCAGCAAAAUCUAAAGCCUUCCAGUCCAGAUUGCCAGUCCGGGGCAAAAGUGGUCAGUCUUCUCAUUCAACAACGCCCACUAAAGAGAAAAAUGAGCCGCUCAAACAGUCCCUUGAAUUCUUUGAAGAGAUAAGUGAUGAAGCAGCAAAACUUGUGGCAAGGUUGGCGGAGGCAGAGACAGAAAAAGAGCAAGAGGCUGCAGCUGCCAUCUCAGAUGAUGAGAGCAGUAUCAUUGAUCCAUCAGUCAUAGAAAGAGAAUCUUUCCCAGAGAUGCAGUUCCGUCCCUCAGGAGACGUCUUUCCCAUUAGACCGUUGUGGGACGACCCUGUUGAGACACAGAUGCAGCGAAUCCCAGAUGAUAAAGUCCAAAGUCAAGUAGAUCCACAGGAUGAAGCAGAGAAAAAAGAGCAACGGUUGGCCAUUAUAGCCGACCACCUGGGCUUCAGCUGGACGGAGUUAGCACGGGAACUGGACUUCAGUGAGGAGAGGAUCAACCUAAUAAGAAUUGAAAACCCCAACUCACUGCAAGACCAAAGCCAUGCUCUUCUGAACCUUUGGGCAGAGAGGGAGGGAAAGCAUGCCACAGAAGCAACCCUUAUUAAGAGGCUGACCAAGAUCAACCGAAUGGACAUUGUUCACAUUAUUGAAACCAAGAUAAUGAAGUGCAUUGAAGAGGAGACAUCAUCACACACCUAUGCAGAAAUUGAGCGGACCAUAGCACUGGACCAUAGUGAAGGUUUCUCUGCCCUUCAUGAGGACUUUGACAGCCCUAGGCCAGGAAGACGCUCAGAGGCUGCACGUAGGAGCCCAGGCUCAGGACAAGAGGUACCCAUGGUAUCUGCAGAGGAUUUGUCGUCCAGUUUGUCAUCGCUUCACGAGCCGAUAGGGAUGGACUCAACAGCAACAGGCCUUCUCAGGAAUGCCCAGAAAGAGAAACUGCAGAGGGAGAUGGAAACAACACACCCGUCGCAAAGAAUAUAUGAGGAAGUGACAGACUCGGUACACACGGGCAGUUUUAAACAAGCCGACUCCCUGCCGGACAUCCCAGCCCAGACAGUCACAGAAGAGAAGUACAUGGACGAGCACGGCAACAUGGUAACCAAGAAGAUCAUGCGGAAGGUGAUUCGAAAAUACGUAUCUGCGGAUGGCACGGAGACUCAGGAAGUGACCAUCGAGGGCUCCCACCAGGAGACGGUGCAGAUAGAGGAGGGGGACACUGUCUCCAGAGUGGUGAGGAGGACUGUGCUUCGCAGUGACGGAGAUCAGAAAGAGCUGACCUUCUCAGAGCCCAUGGCCCUGGGCGCUGCCACGCCGUCCGAGUUCGAGGUGGAGCCGGUGCAGGGCCGAAAGGUCAGCAAGGUGGUGAAGACGACGGUGGUGAGAGGAGAGAGGAUGGAGAAGCAGACAGGAGACCCCUCCCUGGCUGCAGAUCUCCCCUCAGCCAGAGAGGACUUUGAGAAGGCUUUGAGUUAUGCUGGAGGCUUUGGCAAAGUGCUCCCGCCUCAAGUAGUAGAGAAAGAGAUUGUACAGGAGGACGGUUCUGUGGUUAAAAGAAGCCAGAUGCGUAAGUCGCGGACCCAGAAGAGGACCGUGGUGAGGGACGCCCAGGGGAAGCACGUGCACCUGGAGCGUCUGGACGACACCCCGGACGCCCUGCAGCCCGACGCCCUGCAGCAGCACCUGCACCGACUGCUCCAACGCUACUGCCAGGACGACCAGGAAGAAGGGGAGGUGGAGGAGGAGGAGGAGGAGGAGGAGGAAGGAGAUGAGGAGGAGGAGGAGGAGGAGGAGAGUUUUGACUGAGCAGCUGCUUCCACUGAUCCCCUCUCUACAUCUUCCACUGAACCAGAUCAAAUUGCUCCACGUCUCGUCCUCCAGAGUCUUUUUUGUUCCUUCUUUGGUUUGUGUGGAAUAACGGAACAGUAUUUUUGUGCUUUAACUCUUUUCCUUUGCUCUGAUUGUGACCAAAGAUAGCGCCUUCCAUUGUUCGAUUUUUGUCCGUUUUUUUUUUUUUUUUUUUUUUAAGCCUCCGUCUGCUGUGGUGCGAUCGAGGCACGACGUCCGGCAUGGGUCGGAUCAGAGCGGAAAGGGAAAGGGGAGGGGGGAGGGUAGGAGGGGGGCAACAAUCUGGGACUAUUUCCCCCCUCGCGCACUGGCCUCUUCUUGAAGAGCUCUUGUAAACAUUUGUACAUAGAGGAGAUGAAAAGAAAAAAAAAAUCUUGUGCUUGGACCGGAAAAAAAAAAAACAAAACAACAAAAAGCAGAAAAAAUUCAAAGCAUUUAAUACAUUAGCCCACCUAGACCUGCUGUACAUGCACCGACUCAGCUGGAGAAUGGAAGAGAUUAAUGUUCCCACAGGACGAGGGGAUGUGUUGUGUUGUUUCAUCGCAAACUCUCGACACAGCCGAACCACAGCCUGCUGACCCGUUUACAAGAGGCUGUGCGGUCACACCUUCUGUCUUCCCAUGAUGCAUCUGAAGCCUUUUAGUUGUUUGUGUGUGUGUGUGUGUCCCUCUAACCAUCACAUUUCAUCUUGCGUGUACAUACUGAGAGAGAAGCUGAUGUGUUCUGAUGCAGACCGCGCACUUAACCACCUCAAACCUGCGGCAACACUCGCGUAUCCUUCCUCCGUUAAGCCUUGUAAAGGAGAGGUCUGGCUCUGCUACUCUCUUCUGUCAACAAUUCAUCUAAAAGGAACCAAAACCAGCUCCAUGUUAUUUCUAUAUAAUUUCUUUUGUCUUUUCAUGCCACCGUCCCCUGGUCCAACUCAUUUUAGUUUUGGGGUGGAGGGGUCAUUCAUUUGUAACAUAACGCAACAAUAACCUAUAAGUAACGACAACUACAGACAUUUUCCAUUUGUUUUAGAGCAAAGAAGAAGAACGAGUCAAUUAGAUGAACAUUUACAUUUUAUUAACUAUCCUUAAAAAAAAAGGAAAUUUAUUAAGAAAAAUAAGCGUAAAUUGAGUAAAUUUGUGCUGUGGCCAGGAUUAGACCCUCUGGCGGGCCGCUUUUGGCCUAUGGACCUUAUGUUUGACACCUCUGUUUCAGGUGGUUCUUUAAAUCUAUUAAACCUCCGGUUGCCGUCCAAGUCAAAUGUGACCCAUCGCUUUUUCUUAAAUCGAGGUGUAAUAAAUUAAAGGAUACAACAGGAACCAGUGGAUGGUAAGUUAAUAUAUAGUGUUUUUCUAUGUGAGGCCUUCUCAUGUUUUUUUCUUUUGUUUGUUUUUUUGUUUUUCUGAUUGUUUUUUGCUGGUUUUGGUGUUCUCCUGAUAUUUGUUGACACGUAAGGAAAGUAACCCCACCAGACUUUUCCCUUUUAGUGUUUUUUUUUCUUUUGUUCCCUGUAGCUUUGCAUUUAACGCCGAUGUCCAUUUGAACUUUCUCUUGUAAUUAUCAAAGGAUUGAAAUCCGAGCAGAGGCCAACAACUCCCCCUUCAGACUGCACUUGUCCGUCGCAUCCUUAUUUAUUUAUUGCCGUCUGUGUGUGUGCGCGUGUGUGUGUGCGUGUGUGUUUGAAUGUGAUCUAAAGGUGAAUAAAAAAAUCAAGUGAUCUAUUUUUUUUUUUUUUCCAAAUCGUAGACGGACGUUUCGUUACGUUCAUCCACCUUUCAGACUCUUCAUGUGUGUACUCCUCACGUUGCCAUUGACUUUUUGAGUGUGAUUCACCGGGAGAAUAAUGAUAAAAAAAAAAUAAAAAUAAAAAAACAAGAAACAGAGAGCGACAAUUUGAUAAGUGAGCAUCUUGUUUCCAUGGUGAUGACAAUGUUAUACAUAUUAACAGUGCAAAUAUCUAACGCGGGCAUGUCUGACUUUAUCAAAUUGUUCCUUUAAAAAAAAUGAAAUAAAAACUUAACCUGAAACGCUAACAAGGCAUAGCAGCUGCAGUGUGUACAUGGCAGAACAAUAAAAACUGUACAUGUGUCAAA